Molecule: messenger RNA, 3060 nt
Organism: Brassica napus (rape)
Lineage: Eukaryota; Viridiplantae; Streptophyta; Magnoliopsida; Brassicales; Brassicaceae
Exons: 7
Coding region: 439-1554 (371 amino acids)
Source: RefSeq, a predicted model, not a curated record
UUAAAAAUAAUAUGCAUAUUCAAUUUAUUAUAGAUAAGAUCUCAGAGUAUUAAUUAUUUUUUAUUAAAAAGUUAAAAUGGACUAAUAAAGAGGGAUAUGUAUUUAUUUUAGGUGUAUAAAACUCAGGUAAAUUAUUGAAAUUAGUAUUAAAUAGAAUUUUUUUUAUGAAAAUCCAAAUUAGAACAUUUAAGUGUGUGAUAUUUGUAUCAUAAUAAAAUAUCCAUUUGAACCAAUGUAUAAAAAAAACCCACUGAAACAAUAUGGAAAAUUGAAAUUGUGUGUUUAUUUAUAAUGAUUAUUCAUAAAAACCAUUAAAUAAAAUAAAAAAACUUGAAAACCAGGAAGGAACAUAGAUUUAUCACCUUUACUAUUAUAAAUACCUAAAUAUUUGGAGGUGUAUUCAACAAAAAGAAAAUAUUUGUUCACAUUCAUAUUGAUAUGAAUUUCUUUUUCAAACUCGUCACAUUCAUAUUCAUAUUCAUAGUUUCUCUGGUUCAAUCUAUAGAAAGUGUCAGAAAUGUGAAAUCAUUUAAGCUAAACGAGAAGAUUAUAUAUGAUUGUGUGGAUAUAUAUAAACAACCGUCAUUAAGCCAUCCACUACUCAAAAACCAUAAAAUUCAGAUGGAACCAUCUUUUUCAAGCUGGAAACUAAAAAAGCAAAUAAAAAGUAAAAUUGAAAAUAGAAUAAGCAUCAACUGUCCAAAUGGAACAGUACCUAUACUGAAAAAUACAAAAGAAUAUGUCGCAAAUGCUAAGUAUUGGGCUGAGAAACACUUCAACCCACUCACAGAAGAUAGUCCAGGAACACAUAUUGCUGGAGUUAGAUCACAAGAUGAAGGUCCUUACCAUGGUUUAGCAGCUUGGAUGAGUGUGCAUGAUUUGAAUAUUAGUAGGGACCAAGCUUCAUAUGCUAAUAUAUAUGUUGGCAGUGGAUACAACAAGAAAACUAAUUUUAUCCAAACCGGUUGGAUGGUAAAUCCAAGUUUAUUUGAUGAUGGACGCACCUGGAGUUACGGGUUUUGGAAGGGUGCCAAUGGAGCAGGAUGUUAUAAUACAAUAUGUCCUGGUUUUAUUCAAGUGUCAACAACUGAUCCGUUAUCUGUUCCUUUUCCUUAUCCCCGGAAAGGAGAUAGGGCUGUUAACCCUAGUAUUUCACAGGAUUAUGCAACCGGACAUUGGUGGACAAUACUCAUAAGAGCCAAUAAAAAGGAUAUAAAUAUUGGUUAUUGGCCAAAAGAAUUAUUCGAUAUUAUAGGUCGUAGUGUGGAUAUGGUUGGAGUCACGGGAGUAGUCCAAACUUCCACUUCUGGUAUUAGUCCACCAAUGGGCAAUGGUCAUCUGCCAACUCAAAAGGAAGAUGAAUCCGCACGUGUUAAAAACCUCCUCAUUGUAGACACUAAAUAUAAUUUCAUGGCUAGUCGCAAAUAUAAGCUAGAGAAGCUAUUAGACAACAACAAAUGUUAUGGAUUAAAAGAUGGAAAGAAACGAAUUUUCUUCAAAGAAUCUAAUUUGUUCACAUAUGGCGGACCUGGAGGAGAUUCUUGUGGAAUAUAAGCUUAUAGAACAGUGUUUUGGCUUUUUAAUAAAUAAUUGAGAUUUUAUGUUCAUGUUUAAGUAUUAAAAUUUUAUUAUAUCUAUUUGAUCUAUUAUUAAUGCGGUGUUUUAAAAGUUUAUAAAGAUUUUAUUUCAUUAGUUAGGGGGCGGAUCUUUGCAUCAUGUGCAUAUUUCUAUGUUAUCAAAUCAAAAUAAUUUAUGAAAUAUGUAGUUUAACGUAGUUUUUUUUAUCAAAAAUGUAGUUUAAUAUGAAAAAAAUCUUAUCAAAAUAAACAAUGCUAUACUUGACGGUCCAUACUUGACAAGGAUGCAUAAAUCAGAACCGGUCAUGAUGUGAAACCAAUAAAACAUGAGAUUUGGGCCAGAGAAGAGUUUAAAAAAGAAGAGUUAAUUCUUGUAAGGACCAAUAGUUACUGAAAAUAUUACCUAGUUCUACUGGUAACAUAUGCAUUUGGUAAUGAGCUAUGGAAGAAAUCUGCUCUCUGUCCUAACUCAUGCACGUGAUGGUUUAUCAAGUGAAAGGCAUUAAUACUCUUCGACUCGGAUUUUCUUGGUGAGAUCAUUCUGUAGUUGGAUUGUGAUAACUUUAACGACAAGGAAUCUUUGUGUCUUUAAUUAAGUUAAUUUAAUUCCACAACCUCUUAAUUAAGAGCUCUUGGUGACACCCAUUUUAAAAAUAUGUAAAUUUUUAGGGAAAAUGACCAUGGAGGAACCAAUUUGGUCGACUUCAUAACGCUAUAUGUUUAGUCUCAUAACGUCGUUGUAAUUAGGUCACGGCGGGAGUAAUGGUUUACUUGGCUACGUUCCUUCUCUCAAAAGUCAGAAGUCAACUUCUCCAAAUUAAAAAAAAAAAUUAAGAUCCCAAAAUCCAUUACUUUGUCAAUAUACACCAAAGAACAAUAAUUCAAGUGAAGAAGCCUACUCUGAGGCAGAAUUUCUUCACUUAUGAACUUAUUUAUUGUUGUAUUUUUGAAUUUAUGGAUGAAUUUUAAUUUUAUGAAUUUGUAUAUAUAAUUGUAGGCUUAUAAAUUAAAAUUUAAAAUUUCUUAUAUGGUCAUUAUGGACUCCAUGGCAGCCCAUGAAAAUAUGGGUGUUAGUGGGUAUGGUCCUUAAUGGAUAUGGUUCUUAAUAGACAUGGUCACUUUAUGUACGCAAACAAUAAAUGGACAAAUGGAUAUGGACUAAUGUAUAUGGACUAAUGGACAUGGACUCGUCCGGUUUGCAGCUCUAGGCAGAAAUAAGAAACACAGUGCCAAGUAGAUAGAGAAUGGGUUUCUCACUUAUUUACAUACACAACCUUAAGAAUAAUCAAAACCAAUACGACCAUCCAUUGGAAACAAAAGAAAAACAAAUCCCUCUAAUUAUAAUCUACCAUCAAAUAAACUUGUUUUCUUUACUUUCUUUGUCCCAUGACAGAGUUCCUUCUCUAUUGUAUCCCUAAUUCUAUUCACCUAUAGAGUAAUAGAAUUACAACAAGAGAAAGAAAAAAAGCAAACUGGGACAAAG